UUUUUAUUAAUGUCAAAUCUAACCUAAAAAAGUUACAUUUUAUAUUUGAAGCAAUUUCAAGUAAAUUUAAUCAAAAUAAUUUUAAAUUAUGGCUAAUAGUCGCUUGGAAAAGAUUGGAACGAUUUAUACGAGAGCGAAAGGUUUAAUUGAUUCAGGAGCUCGCAAUUGGGUUGAUAGACCGCUUUGGUUCGAUGUUUACGAAGCUUUCCCUCCUAAAGAAGAGCCCAGGUUUGAUAAAAAAGUUCCUAAAUGCGAGUUAAAAAAGAUAUUUUAUCAGGAAGAUGAAAUUAGGAGCCUUUUUCAUCAAAAUAAUAAACAAAUUGGGACCGUUACUCUAAAUAAUUUAAAAUAUAAAACGAUUACGCAACAAUUUAUCGAUAAAUUUAAAGAAAUUGAAAAUCAAUAUGGAGAGGGUGUUGAUAAAAAGAAAAUUUACGUGGAAGCUGUCGAAGCGUUAAAAGUUUCGAAAGAAAUUAAAGAUAAAGAUGAGGAUGAGUACUUGAGAUUAAGCACUGCGUUUAAGGAAGUUAGUGAGAAAAGAGAUGUUAAAGUUGAUUUUAAAGAUUUGUUUCAAAAAUGAGUGAUUUAAAAUUAGUAGAAUAAAUCAAAUCUGUUCGAAUUUA
Messenger RNA from Onthophagus taurus, 623 nucleotides. It is a transcript of the gene mRpS23, whose product is annotated as mitochondrial ribosomal protein S23. NCBI's taxonomy places the organism in Eukaryota, Metazoa, Arthropoda, Insecta, Coleoptera, Scarabaeidae. Gene Ontology annotation, biological process: translation. Gene Ontology annotation, cellular component: ribosome; mitochondrion. Gene Ontology annotation, molecular function: structural constituent of ribosome. The record is from RefSeq and is a predicted model, not a curated record.